AUGAUAGUGCCCAGCGAGGACAAGUUAGCUGCAGAUUUAGACUGUGGAGUCCAGAGAGGAAGUCUAUCGUUGGUCUUAGACUUCACUAUCAGCUUACGGGGGACUCCGCCAGGCGUUCCCAGCGAACCCUCACAGUGUAUCACCAACACGGUGCAUAGUGUGGAUGGGGCGCUGCUCACCUUGACCUGGGAUGUUGUGAGUCGGUGGACCGAAUACUUUGAAGACCUCCUCAAUUCCACCGACAUGCCUUCCCAUAAGGAAGUAGAGCCUGGGGUCUUAGAGGUCCCCAUCAAGCACCAGGGACCGGAUACGGGUUCGUCGGAGGAGUCUGGCGGCGACGCGGCCCUCGGCGAGGAGGGCCCCACCGAGUGCGACUGCGAACCCGGCGAGCCAGGAUUUGCCGGUUUUGCCGGACCGAAGGGCUUGCGAGGCCUUCCCGGUAAACAUGGUGCACCGGGACACCAAGGCAGAGAGGGUUAUAAAGGAACUAAAGGAGUUCAGGGACGAAGAGGAGAUCCCGGACCAGUGGGUGAUCCUGGACCAGAAGGUGAAGAUGGAGGUUCAGGUUUCUCUGGAGGAAUGGGAGAACCAGGACUUAUGGGAUCACGCGGUGAGCCCGGAGUGCCGGGUCUGAAGGGCGACUUCGGCAUGGAGGGACCGCGUGGAGGAGUCGGGCUGCCCGGUAACACUGGUUCUCGCGGAGACGCGGGCACCCCAGGAUCAAGGGGAGGUAAAGGUCCCAAGGGAUCUGUGGGCGAAGAAGGCAAAGUUGGAGUUCAAGGACCUGAAGGACGCAAGGGUCAAACUGGAGCACCCGGAUUUUCAGGAGAUGUUGGCGAAAGAGGCUACACAGGUUAUCCAGGCCAGACUGGAGGUCACGGACCAGUUGGACCGAAGGGCUCCAAAGGUAUCGGUGGCAUACCAGGCAGUGAUGGUGACCCUGGAGAAGAUGGUCCAAUAGGUGUCCCGGGGCUGAUGGGAGAGCCGGGUUCCUUCGGGGCUAAGGGCAGCAAAGGCGACCGUGGCGUGAGAGGGCCUCGAGGCCGAGUGGGCGCUGUGGGCCCCAGUGGAGAGCCAGGAGAUGCUGGCAUACAUGGAAAGCUAGGACCAAAAGGUCUGCAGGGACCAAUUGGACCCAAAGGCGAAACUGGACCGGACGGCGAAUUGGGUACAAAGGGAAGGAAGGGACAGAAGGGUCAAAAAGGACAAAAGGAAGCAACUGGCGAUCGUGGAGAUAAAGGACAGCGUGGUCCAAAAGGCGGGGUCGGUCGGCCGGGAGAAUCUGGCCCCGAGGGUCCUCCCGGCCUUCCGGGGCCCCGAGGGGCUCGCGGCCCUCUCGGAGACCCGGGGGUCAAAGGUCAAGCUGGGCCCAGAGGAGUUCAAGGUCCCAUGGGUCCCGGGCUGUCGGACGAACAGGUGCUGCAGUUGUGUCGCAGCGUCGUCACUGCUCAGCUGUCGCAGUACGCCUCCUCCAUUAGGAGUAAAUGCUUGCAAGGCUGCCCAGUCAACAACCGCACGCUCAUCGGACCCCCUGGAGCCAAAGGACCCCUGGGACCGCCCGGAAAAUCUGGCAAAGCGGGAAAAGCCGGAUCCAAGGGAGCCCGUGGUGUUCAGGGCGAUCGAGGCCUGGAAGGAGAAAAGGGAGCGCAGGGUGAACGAGGCAAAAAAGGUCCAAAAGGAAUAACAGGCGAUCAAGGAACAGGUUUCCCGGGACUUGAUGGACCACAAGGGGUCCCUGGAUUCCCGGGCGAGCCCGGCGUUGCCAAAAACGGCAUGGAAGGUCCGCGCGGCCCACGCGGGUUCCCGGGUCCGGUGGGCAUCACCGGAAUGCUGGGAAUCGCCGGCGUUCCGGGUUUCUGCGAGGCCCGGGAUUGCAGCAUUCACGCUCCGGUCAUGCGAAAAGAGCAGGGUCUUGUCAAGGGUCCCCACAGCUCCUAAACCUGAAAUUUUUACACAGAAAAAAAUAUACGUGUCUGGAAAAUACUCACUUUGCUUCCCUUUUUUCUAUAUUUUCUUUCCUUGUAGCCAUCUUGAAAACGUAUUUAUAGCUUUUUGUUUGUCAUCACAACUAUCUUUGGCCAGAAAAAAAGUGGAAGCAUUGUGAAUAUUUUCCAGAUGCGAGGUGAGUAAAUAUAGGACGGUGUGUAAAUAUGAUGUAAAGUAUCGCAAAUACAUGAAAUGUGCUUUGAAGUGUUUCGGAUAAACUGACUGCUUUGUUUUUUGAACCUGCUCGCUUUUUUGCUAUACAGUUGGUUUUUUUGCCACAGAAAUCAGACUUUAAAAGGGCUGUUUUUUGUUGUUGUUUUUUUUUCAACUGUUUAAAUACUCUAUUAAAUGUGAAGUUUAUUAAUAAAUCCAUGGGAUUUGUGGAGUCCUUUGAGGUAUGUCAUUUUUAGAAACAAUACUUUUUUUCAAUAAAUACAUUCACAACACAUUUGAUUUGAAUGAUUUGGUUUGAUUUAAUAGGAUGUUUUUUAAUUACGUUUCUAUCAGGCAGGGGUGUCAAACUUGCGGUCCAGGGGCCAAUUGAGGCCCUCGGCACAAUAUUUUUCGGCUAUUGAUUGAUUGUAUUAUAUAAAUGGAUAUUUAUUAUUAUAUUAUUAUUAUUUAUUAUUAUAUUAUACUAUGAAUUGAUAUAUAUUAUAUUGGGCGGUUAAAAAAUUAAUG
Messenger RNA from Corythoichthys intestinalis (scribbled pipefish), 2667 nucleotides. Its product is annotated as collagen alpha-1(I) chain-like. The transcript has 24 exons. Bases 1 to 1938 code for a protein of 645 amino acids. Lineage: Eukaryota; Metazoa; Chordata; Actinopteri; Syngnathiformes; Syngnathidae. The record is from RefSeq and is a predicted model, not a curated record.